AUGGGAGGAAAUGUCUCCCCGAGGGGCUCCUGGUUCGUCCUCUCGUCCGUCCACCCGCUGUUCGUCUCCCAGCUGUCCCCGAGCACUGACAGCCUCAUCGCUGUCUUCCUCACCUUCACAUGUGUCACGUCAGUGGUGGGGAACGGCACGUCGUUGUUGAUGUUCUGCAGGAGACGAAAGAAGCUCAGACCUCCAGAGCUCAUGAUCAUCAACCUGGCUCUCUGCGAUUUAGGCUUCAGCCUCUUGGGAGCGCCGUUUUUCAUCAUUUCCAGCUGGAGUCAUGCCUGGGUGUUUGGCGACACCGGCUGCCUCUUGUACGGCAUUCAGGGUUUUCUGUUCGGCAUCGGCUCGCUGCUCACCACCUGCCUCAUCUCUCUGGACCGCUGCCUGAAGAUCUGCUGCUUAAGAUACGGUCAAUGGAUUGAGAGGCGCCACGUGUUACUGUCCUUAGCGCUGUUGUGGGUGUACACGAGUUUCUGGGCCGUCUUGCCUGCUUUUGGCUUUGGUAGUUAUGGACCAGAGCCUUAUGGGACCAGCUGCACAAUAAACUGGUGGAGAAUAAAGACGUCUCUAAAUGACAGAAUCUAUAUUUUCCUCAUCAUGAUGUUAUGCUUUGGAUUUCCUGCACUCAUUAUCGUCGCUUCAUAUGUGAUCAUCCUGCGGAAGGUUUACAGAUCCAAUCGCACUCUGGCAUCUAUACCGUCCGCCUCCGUCUCUCACAGUGGCAAAGACCUGAGACUUGCAAAGAUGGCGGCGGUGGUGUGUGCCUCCUUCCUCAUAGCCUGGAUGCCGUACGCCACCAUUUCUCUGAUCUCUGCACUCAUUCCCAGUGAGGACCAGGAGGCGUCUCUACACUCUGUGGUGGAGGAGUCGAGCUCUGCGAAUCCCCCAAAGACCCUGGACAUCCCCUCGCUGCUCAACUGGACAGCUACAGAAUAUUACAGACACAUUUACUACAACCCUGAGAGCAGGUGGAGCGGCGUGGAGAUGAAUUCAGCCUCCAUCACCUCCCAGAGUGAACCCAGCAGCCCCAGGUCCGCCUUCUCUCCUUUAGUCAGCUUAAUCCCUGCCAUGCUUGCAAAGUCCCACACCAUGCUCAACCCUCUGAUCUACCACAUCAUGAACCGGGAGUUCAGGUACGACAUGUACGCCAUGAUGUUCGGCCAGGUGAAGGCGGAGAAGAGGAAGAUGUCCACGAAUCUAGAGAGACACAGCAGAAAUUUGAGCAAACAAAAGAGAAGGGAGAGUAAAAGUAAGGGGAGAUUCAACUCCUGGGCAGAUACUACCUCCUCGGGGGGGGGGGGGGGGGACACUAACGCCUUGGACACUGAAGGCCACGUGGACACUGCAGCAUCGAUGGGAGGACGAUGAGGAGAGA
Messenger RNA from Gymnodraco acuticeps, 1378 nucleotides. It is a transcript of the gene opn9, whose product is annotated as opsin 9. Gene Ontology annotation, molecular function: G protein-coupled receptor activity. Gene Ontology annotation, biological process: G protein-coupled receptor signaling pathway. Gene Ontology annotation, cellular component: membrane. Lineage: Eukaryota; Metazoa; Chordata; Actinopteri; Perciformes; Bathydraconidae. The transcript is spliced from 7 exons. The coding region runs from base 1 to 1371 and encodes 456 amino acids. The record is from RefSeq and is a predicted model, not a curated record.